Messenger RNA from Drosophila virilis, 1189 nucleotides. Its product is annotated as unconventional myosin-XVI. NCBI's taxonomy places the organism in Eukaryota, Metazoa, Arthropoda, Insecta, Diptera, Drosophilidae. The record is from RefSeq and is a predicted model, not a curated record.
UCGACCAGCAUCCAAAUUGUAACAACAAAAUUUAAAAUUUUAUUAAAAUCAAAACAAAUUUUUUCUGUUUUAUUUCACAAUGUGUUCUCCUUGCGGACCGUGCAGCCCUUGUGAUCCUUGCUGUGGACCUUUCGAGUGCUCGCCAAAGUGUUACAAUGCAGCGCAGUUGGAAGCAUUGCCGCAAUGUGCACCGCGCAUUCCACCACCAUUUCCCAAAUGCAUAACUGUACAGCAGCCUCCGCGCCUUAUAUGCAAGAAGCGUGUUGUAUUUACGGAGAAGAUUGUGCCAGAGCCUAUGGUUGUAAAUCGUUGUCGUCAAAUUACUGUUCCUAAGGUGGUAGAUGCGACUCGGGUUAUCAAGGUUCCAAAACUCAUUUGGGUCUCGCAAAUGGUUCGCGAGCCACGUGUCAUAUAUUAUCCGUCCAUGAUACCUGAUCCCUAUGUUGUUUGUUAUCCGAAGCGUGUGUGCGAACCUAGAGAAGUUUGCCAGUCCAUAUUGUGCCAACCGAAACCCCAAACUAUCGAUAUACCACCGCCACGCGAGUACUGUUGCUACCCAAACGGACCAAUAAACUACAAGCCCAGUGCCGCUUGUCCACCAUGCCCAAUCGGACCAUGUGCACCAGGUGGCGCUUGUUGUCCACUUCCUUGCUUCUCUACAAAUCAAUAUCCAGUGUGCGAGACUCGCUGUGGACCUUGUGGCCCUUGUGGACCGUGUGGACCAGGGCGUUGUGGACCGUGUGGACCAGGGCGUUGUGGACCAUGUGGACCCUGUAGUGGACCAUGUGGACCCUGUGGUGGACCUUGCGCCGUACCAAAUUGCGGACCGUGUGGUUUGACAAUGCCUUCAGGGCCCUUUAUACCCGCACCUUGUGGUCCGUGCGGAACAGGUUGUGGACCAUUAGGAAAUGGACCUUGUGGUCCUUGCGGACCGUGUGGACCUUGUUCACCCCCCUGCCCCUACGAAUCGCCGGAGUGUGGACCCUGUUAUCCGUGCGCUCCAACGCCAUGGAACACGCAUUGUGGACCCGUUGGGCCGUGUGGUCCUCAAGUUCCGUGCGGUCCCUGUGGUCCUUGUUGAAUAUCACACAUCUAAAUGGAACACUCGACAGUGACAAAAUUGAUAUUACUAACGCGUAAAUAAAUUAGCUAAUCUUCUGUUCGAUUAUGCCUAUGCAUGACCAUAAAA